Messenger RNA from Thlaspi arvense, 852 nucleotides. The record is from the annotation of a GenBank genome assembly. Lineage: Eukaryota; Viridiplantae; Streptophyta; Magnoliopsida; Brassicales; Brassicaceae.
AUGAACAAAGGAAACUAUUCGGAUCAUCGUCUUCCAAAGUUCUUCAAAAUUUACUUACCUGGUGAAUCCGAAGAUGAUCUGGAAAUACCCGUUUCUUUCAACGGCUGCUUACCAGAUUCUAAGCCUGGAAACGUAACAGUUAGAAGCAUCUACGGAAACGUUUGGAAACUAGAAUUGAAGAAACGUUGUGGUGAAAUUGAGAAAUUUGUUAUGGUUGAUGGCUGGAAAAGAAUUGUCAAGAAUGAAGAUCUGACUGGUGGGGAGUUCUUGGCGUUCGAGUUCGAUGGCUAUGGGAUCUUCAAUUUCUGUAUUUACGGCAGCGCCACGUGUAAAAGGCUUGGAAAUUCAGUGAAAACCAAAGAGAUGGAGGAAGAUGCAUCUGAUGGUGAGGAUGAUAAAUCAAGUGACGGUAUCACAGUUAUUGAUGAUGAUGAUGAUGACGAUGACGGUGAUGAUGAGGCUCUUGACGUUGAUGAUGAUGUUGAGUGUGAUGAUAAUGAUGAUGAGCUAAGAAAGUAUCUGGAUGAUCGCGAUGACCCGUUCUUUACCGCGAUCAUAAAUCCGAAGAGGCUUAGCCAAUUGCUAAUCCCCACUCGCGUUGUAAAAGACUACGACUUGAGCUUCCCUGAGGUUAUCAGUAUCGUCGACCCACUCACAGCUAAAUUCGGGACAUUGGAGAAGAAAAUCAAGGUUCAAGAUAAUGGAAGUGUGUACAUCCAAGGGUUCGGAAGUGUUUUCAGAAGGAAUAAUGUGAAGACGACUGAUACAAUGAUAUGCGAGUUCAAGAAGAGUGGUAAUGGUCUAGCUCACACAAUGAAGAUCUACGUUGUGAGGGGGAUGAUCUUUCCAUAA